This is a messenger RNA of Moneuplotes crassus, 941 nucleotides long. NCBI's taxonomy places the organism in Eukaryota, Ciliophora, Spirotrichea, Euplotida, Euplotidae. The record is from the annotation of a GenBank genome assembly.
GAAGAAAUGAAAAGUUUUGGAAGUUUAAGAGCAAAUCCAUUUUCAAGGAAUAACAGGAAUCAAACUCAAACACAGAAACGAUUACCAAGCCAGUGUGAAAACUGAAUUCAAGCUCUCAGGCAGAUUAUUGCUUGAGACAACUGAUUCUCAACUCUUGGACAUAACUUAGUGAAGAUGCUAAUGUCCCAGCUGAGCCGCUCAUUUGACCCCUGAAAUGCUCCUAAAAUGAGAAAGAAUUCUGGUUCAGAGUACAAUCCUACUCAGGCUACUUUUGAUCAUAAUAGAGAGCCAAGCAAACUUAAGCUAAUUAAACUCGGCACAAGCCAGGCAGAAGAGAAUCUUGAAAUCUCGACUGUAGAUAAGUAUGAGACUCUUAAGGUUGUUCCUUCCCCAUUUGGAAAUUCUGAAAUCCUUGACAUUGAUAGAUCUUUCAUGUCUAUUGAUGACUUGAGUGCAAAAACUACUAGUUUUCGUCCAACUAAGAGUCUAAACCUAGAUGCCGAGAAAAUUCAUAGAGUAAAGAAGAAUUCAGCCUUUGGGAAACACAAAUAUAAGCUCAGAGUUGUUAACCAGAUCAUGAAGAAGCGUAGUAAAAAAUCUUUAUUAUCAAAGAAACAAGCGAUUAAGAAAUCAAUAGGGCUCCUCAAGCAAGGCUUGAUGAAGAAGUUACUGACUGGUUCUAAUGACUCAACAAACAAACAAAAGAACUUGCUGGUUCUUGCGAAUAAAUCUAAGAAGAAAACUGAUUCAAAUGUCUUAUCUAAAAAUAUAGUCCAGGCUAAGGAUGUUUUGGAGCUCAAGAAAAAUGAGGUAAGAGCUUAGUUACUCAGGUUUAACCCCAGAAGGAUAGUCUUCAAGAAGCCCAACGUGAUGAUAGGAUGAUUAGUAUUGAUACUUCUAAAGAUAGAGACUCUAGUUCCGUUUCAGAAGAUUAAAUACCG